Molecule: messenger RNA, 1881 nt
Organism: Emericellopsis atlantica
Lineage: Eukaryota; Fungi; Ascomycota; Sordariomycetes; Hypocreales; Bionectriaceae
Exons: 4
Coding region: 224-1822 (532 amino acids)
Source: RefSeq, a predicted model, not a curated record
CAUUUUUUUCAAAACGCAAUAGGCCGGACUGGGGAUACCGAUGUAUGAGUCGUCUGCAGCUCAGCAAUCUUUCGUGCAGCUGACAUGCAUGUCCUUUGGAGGCCCGGACCAUUGUGGAUUUGAUAGAUUAUAUUCGGGGAAUUAUUAGGCGUAUCAACGACCCUCAUCGCGCCUCAAUCCCGACUUACACAGAUAACUAGUUCGGCGAAUUUCCUGUAUUUCCAUGGAUCAUGUUAGUGUGAGGGAAGACAGAAAUUGCGACAGCAUUUCAGCUCUCAAACACAUGUGCAAGAGACUCAUAUUCCCGACCUCAAAGACACUCAUCGACUAUCUUCGGCAGCAAUCUGAGUUCAUGUUGAACAUGGCCACUCGACCGGUCUUCCAUCCCUGGAACAAGUCCCAAACCAUCCAUGGAUCCGAUGUUAUUUCACGCCCCUUGGCCACGGGCGAGUUCGUGCUCGCAAUGCUCAAUGAGCAUGCGCAAGGCCACAACUGUCCAUACUUGGGUGCCAAAGUUUCCAUCGAACAUCUGGAUGAGACUUGCACCACUGUCGAUGAGCUGAAAUCCAGUGUCCAACAAGCAUUCGCUGCUACGCGAUGGUGCCAUCCUACCGUGGCAGCGCAAGUCCACAACGGCAAGGAGCUAGUCUACCCAGUCGAGGACGCCAAUCAAGUCUCACAAUGGCUCGAAAGGACGGUUCACCUCGUCCAGAGCUCUGAAGGUUGGAUCGGCCAGCACGACAAGCUGAGCCGCGAUGUUGUCUUGCCCACAGCAACGGGCGACUAUGCCUUGCUUUACCUGAUCGUACAUCCUGACCAGGUGGCCAUUGACAACAUUGUCAGCUUCGACUUGCUCCUUCACGUGCAUCACACCCUGGUAGACGGAGCUGGCCUGCGGACAUUGCUCAACUUGAUAUUGCAAAGUCUCGUUAAGCCAACCUCGGAGUCGUACCAUUGGGGGGAGGAGACUCAGCGCCUAGCUCCUUCGGCGCUAGACGCAGCAAUCAUCUCCGACGAGGUUGUAGAACAGUUGAACAAUAUGCCCAAGGAGAUUCCUCUCCCACCCCUGGGUGGAAACGCCACAUCGCGGCAUGGAACCGGUGUUGUCAUGCAUACGUUUGAGAAGGACAACUUCCUCCAGAGCUUGAAAUAUAUUGCGCGGAAGCACGGCGUCAAACUCACUGGGAUCGUGCAGGCAGCCCUUCUUCAAACCGUGUACAGCAAGGCACAGCCUUGCGAAGAAGACGCUUUGACAGUAAUCUCGGGUUACGAUCUUCGAGCGCGGAAUCUGCAGAAGCCCUGGUCUGAUCGCAACCAGUUCGUGGGCGCUGCGGUUGGCCUGGAGAUGAUGAAGCUGCCAGUGACACAGCUUGCCGCGGAUGGUUCUGGCAAGGAGUCCCUUUGGAGCGCUGCUAAGCAUAUUCAGCAGAAUUGGGCGUCGUUGGCCGAACGAAAAGACGUCGCUGCUGGGGCCGAGAUGCGCCGGCAAGCCACGGGGUUCAUUCUGCAAAUGGCCAUGGCAGAAGUCAACAAGGAGCCCUCCAAGCUUGGAUUGAGCUUGAACUAUGUGUCUGAUCCACCAGGCAGUAAUCAGUUAGAUGGCACAUACCAACAGAACGGUCGCCGAACCUUCAAAUUAGAGGAGUAUCAACUUGUGACGGAUGAGAGCACCCCAAAGCUGUCUUGUCGAUCACACUCAUGGAAGGACCAGUUAACUCUGGAAAUUUCAUUCAGCUACAAGCAUUAUACAAAGGAAUUUGUGGCAGGCGUUUUGGAAGCAUGGGCACAACAGCUAGUGUCACGCCUUCAGGAGGAGUACUAGGCUCUUCACCAGCAGACCAAGUGUGCUGUGAAAACUCCACGCAUAAUCUAACAUUUCUU